Molecule: messenger RNA, 7548 nt
Organism: Alexandromys fortis (reed vole)
Lineage: Eukaryota; Metazoa; Chordata; Mammalia; Rodentia; Cricetidae
Gene: Pcm1
Product: pericentriolar material 1
Exons: 39
Coding region: 388-6549 (2053 amino acids)
Biological process (GO): centrosome cycle; microtubule anchoring at centrosome; protein localization to centrosome
Cellular component (GO): centriole; centriolar satellite; centrosome
Source: RefSeq, a predicted model, not a curated record
CUCCCGGGCGUCACGUGACCCCAGUCCUGCGCGCCCCGGGUUCGCACUGCGGCUCCAGCCCAGGCGAGUUCUCGCCCCCGCGCGGCCGUUGCCGAGGAGACGGCGCACGUCUCGCCGAGCGUUGCCCCCCUCUGCAGUUCCCCCGCCCCUCUUCUCCCACCACAAUGAGGUCCUAAGAUGGCGGUGGCUGCGGCGGUUGGCGCCUAGUAGCUAAUGUAGAGAAGGCGGCCAUUGGGCUCUGGGCAGUCAGGAAACUUGUGGGCCUCCCGGCCGCGGUCUUCGAGGAAGAACCGCUGCUCGGCGGCGGCUCCUGUGGGGGCCGACUGCCACUCCGCCCUCGGCAGGAGGGGCGCCUUCGUUUACAGAGAGUUAAUUAUUAAAGCCAACAUGGCCACAGGAGGAGGUCCUUUUGAAGAAGUCAUGCAUGAUCAGGACUUACCAAAUUGGAGCAAUGAGAGUGUGGAUGACCGACUCAACAAUAUGGAGUGGGGUGGCCAACAGAAGAAAGCCAAUAGAUCAUCAGAAAAGAAUAAGAAAAAGUUUGGUGUAGCAAGUGAUAAGAGGGUAACUAAUGAUAUUUCUCCGGAGUCAUCACCAGGAGUUGGAAGGCGAAGAACAAAGAUUCCACAUACGUUUCCACAUAGUAGAUAUAUGACUCAGAUGUCUGUUCCAGAGCAGGCAGAACUAGAGAAACUUAAACAGCGGAUAAACUUCAGUGAUUUAGAUCAGAGAAGUAUUGGAAGUGAUUCUCAAGGUAGAGCAACAGCGGCUAACAACAAACGUCAGCUUAGUGAAAACCGAAAGCCCUUCAACUUUUUACCUAUGCAGAUUAAUACUAACAAGAGCAAGGAUGCUACUCCAAGUCUUCCAAAGAGAGAAGCGACUGCAUCAGCACAAUGCAAAGAGCUGUUUGCUUCUGCUUUAAGUAAUGACCUUUUGCAAAACUGUCAAGUCUCUGAAGAAGAUGGGCGAGGAGAACCUGCAAUGGAGAGCAGCCAGAUCGUGAGCAGACUUGUUCAAAUUCGUGACUAUAUUACAAAAGCUAGUUCUAUGAGAGAAGAUCUUGUGGAGAAAAAUGAAAGAUCUGCUAAUGUUGAGCGCCUUACUCAUCUAAUAGAACACCUUAAAGAACAAGAAAAGUCAUAUAUGAAAUUUCUCCAGAAAAUCCUUGCUAGAGAAAAUGAGGAGGAGGAUGUUCGGACUAUAGACUCAGCUGUGGGAUCUGGUUCUGUAGCUGAGAGCACAUCGCUAAACAUAGAUGUGCAGUCUGAAGCUUCAGAUACCACGGCCAGAGAUCAUCAACAAGAGCCUUUAGAAGAGACAGAAAAUUUGAAGAAACAACAUGAUUUAUUAAAAAGAAUGUUACAACAGCAGGAGCAGCUGCGAGCUCUACAGGGACGGCAAGCUGCUCUUCUAGCUUUGCAACAUAAAGCAGAGCAAGCUAUAGCUGUGAUGGAUGAUUCUGUUGUUACAGAAACUACAGGAAGCUUAUCUGGAGUCAGCAUCACAUCUGAACUAAAUGAAGAACUGAAUGAUUUGAUCCAGCGUUUUCAUAAUCAACUUCGUGAGUCUCAGGUAAUUGGUUUCUUUUUCUUUCUUUCAGUUUCCGAACAUUUACCUGAUGAGAAAGUUCAGCUUUUUAGUAAAAUGAGAGUACUACAGGAAAAGAAACAGAAAAUGGACAAAUUACUUGGAGAACUCCAUACCCUUCGAGAUCAGCAUCUGAACAAUUCAUCAUUCGUGCCUUCAACUUCUCUCCAAAGAAGUGGGGAUAAGAGAAGUUCAACUGUAGCUCUCUCUGCUCCUGUAGGCUUUGCACCAGUUGUCAAUGGAGAAUCCAAUAGCCUUAUAUCCUCUGUUCCUUGUCCUGCGACUUCUCUGGUUUCUCAGAAUGAGAGUGAAAAUGAAGGUCAUCUAAAUCCAGCUGAAAAACUACAGAAGUUAAAUGAAGUUCAAAAGAGAUUGAAUGAAUUGAGAGAACUAGUUCAUUAUUAUGAACAAACAUCAGAUAUGAUGACAGAUGCUGUAAAUGAAAAUACAAAAGAUGAAGAAACUGAAGAGUCAGACUAUGAUUCUGAUCAUGAAAAUUCUGAACCUGUUACUAACAUUAGGAAUCCACAGGUAGCUUCCACCUGGAAUGAAGUGAAUAGUAACAGUAAUACACAGUGUGUUUCUAAUAAUAGAGAUGGUAGAUCAGUUAAUUCUAACUGUGAAAUUAACAACAGAUCUGCUGCCAACAUCAGAGCUCUAAACAUGCCUCCAUUAGACUGUCGAUAUAAUAGAGAAGGAGAACAGAGGUUGCAUGUAGCACAAGGUGAAGAUGACGAGGAGGAGGAAGUAGAGGAGGAAGGAGUCAGUGGGGCUUCAUUAUCUAGCCAUAGGAGCAGUCUGGUUGAUGAGGCACCAGAAGAUGAAGAAUUUGAACAGAAGAUAGGUAGACUCAUGGCUGCAAAAGAGAAACUUAAACAGCUCCAAGAUCUUGUUGCUAUGGUCCAGGAUGAUGACGCAGCUCCAGUGAGUAUCUCUGCCAAUACAUCAAAUUUGGGUGAUUUCUAUGCAGCAGCAGAAGAUACCAAACAAAACUCAAAUAAUGCAAGAGAGAAUUCUAAUAAAACACAAAAAGACACUGGAGUAAAUGAAAAAACAAGAGAGAAAUUUUAUGAGGCUAAACUACAGCAGCAACAGAGAGAGCUGAAACAGUUGCAGGAGGAAAGAAAGAAACUGAUUGAAAUUCAAGAGAAAAUUCAAGCUGUACAAAAGGCAUGCCCCGACCUUCAGCUAUCAGCCACUAGUAUGAGUAGCGGUCCCACCAAAAAGUAUCUCCCAGCUAUUACUUCAACUCCAACUGUUAAUGAAAAUGAGACCAGCACAAGCAAAUCUGUUAUUGAGCCUGAAGAUUCUUCAGUAGUGGAUAAUGAGUUGUGGUCAGACAUGCGAAGACAUGAAAUGUUAAGGGAAGAGCUACGACAGAGAAGGAAGCAACUUGAAGCUCUCAUGGCUGAACACCAGAGGAGGCAAGGUCUAGCGGAGACUUCUUCUCCAGUGGCUAUAUCGUUAUCAUUGAGAAGUGAUGGAUCUGAGAAUCUGUGUACCCCUCAGCAAAGCAGAACAGAAAAAACAAUGGCAACUUGGGGAGGUUCUACUCAGUGUGCAUUAGAUGAAGAAGGAGAUGAAGAUGGUUAUCUUUCAGAAGGAAUUGUUCGGACAGAUGAAGAAGAAGAAGAAGAAGAGCAAGAUGCCAGUUCCAAUGAUAACUUUCCUAGUUAUCACCCUAGUAUGAAUCAAAGUUCUUAUAAUGUAAAGGAAACUAAAAAUAGGUGGAAGAAUAAUCGCCCUGUUUCAGCAGAUGGAAAUUAUCGUCCUUUAGCCAAGACAAGGCAACAGAAUAUCAGCAUGCAACGACAAGAAAACCUUCGAUGGGUGUCAGAGCUCUCCUACAUAGAAGAGAAAGAGCAGUGGCAAGAACAAAUUAAUCAGCUAAAGAAACAGCUUGAUUUCAGUGUCAAUAUUUGUCAGACUUUGAUGCAAGACCAGCAGACUUUAUCUUGUUUGCUGCAAACUCUUCUAACAGGUCCUUACAGUGUUAUGCCAAGCAAUGUGGCAUCUCCUCAGGUACACCUUAUAAUGCACCAGCUGAACCAGUGCUACACACAACUAACGUGGCAACAGAAUAAUGUUCAAAGGUUAAAACAAAUGCUAACUGAACUUAUGCGUCAACAAAGUCAACAUCCAGAAAAAACUAGAAGCAAAGAAAGAGGCAGUAGUGCAUCACACCCCUCUUCUCCCAAUUUAUUUUGUCCUUUCAGCUUUCCAACACAGCCUGUAAAUCUGUUGAAUCUUCCUGGAUUUACUAACUUUCCAUCAUUUGCACCAGGAAUGAAUUUCAGCCCUCUAUUUCCUUCUAAUUUUGGAGAUUUUUCUCAGAAUGUUUCUACACCUACUGAACAGCAGCAGCCAUUAGCCCAGAAUUCUUCAGGAAAAGCAGAGUAUAUGGCUUUUCCAAAACCCUUUGAAAGCAAUUCUUCUAUUGGAGCAGAAAAGCAAAGGAAUCAGAAGCAGCAUGAAGAAGAAGUUGAAAACACCAAGACACCAUGGUUAUAUGAUCAAGAAGGAGUAGUAGAAAAACCACUUUUCAAGACUGGAUUUGCAGUGUCUGUAGAGAAAACUACAAAUAGUAACCGCAGAAAUCAACCAGAUCCAAGCAGGAGAAGACGCCAUUUUGAUGAAGAAUCAUUGGAAAGUUUUAGCAGUAUGCCUGAUCCCAUAGAUCCAACAACAGUAACUAAAACAUUUAAGACAAGAAAAGCAUCUGCCCAAGCCAGCCUGGCUUCUAAAGACAAAACUCCCAAAUCAAAGAGUAAGAAGAGGAAUUCUUCUCAGCUGAAAAGUAGAGUUAAAAAUAUUGGGUAUGAAAGUGCCAGUGUGUCUAGCACAUGUGAACCUUGCAAAAGUAGGAACAGACAUUCAGCCCAGACUGAAGAGCCUGUUCAAGCAAAAUUAUUCAGCAGAAAGAAUCAUGAGCAGCUGGAAAAAAUAAUAAAAUAUAGUAGGUCUGCAGAAAUAUCUUCAGAAACUGGAAGUGAUUUUUCCAUGUUUGAAGCUUUACGGGAUACUAUUUAUUCUGAAGUAGCUACAUUAAUUUCUCAAAAUGAGUCUCGUCCACAUUUUCUUAUUGAACUUUUCCAUGAGCUGCAACUACUUAAUACAGACUACUUGAGACAGAGGGCGUUAUAUGCAUUGCAGGAUAUUGUAUCCAGACAUAUUUCUGAAAGUGAUGAAAAAGAAGGAGAAAAUAUAAAGUCUGUGAAUUCUGGUACUUGGGUGGCAUCAAACUCAGAACUUACUCCAAGUGAAAGCCUUGCUACUACUGAUGAUGAAACGUUCGAGAAGAACUUUGAAAGAGAAACACACAAAAUAAGUGAACAAAACGAUGCUGAUAAUGUGAGUGUCAUGUCUAUGUCUUCCAACUUUGAGCCUUUUGCAACAGAUGAUCUAGGUAACACCGUGAUUCACUUGGAUCAAGCAUUAGCCAGAAUGAGAGAAUAUGAACGCAUGAAGACCGAGACUGAAAGUAACUCAAAUAUGAGAUGUACUUGCAGGGUUAUUGAGGAUGAAGAUGCUGCUGCUGCCACUACCACAGUCAGUAAUUUAGAAGAAACUCCCAUUAUUGAGAAUCACGUUUCGUCACAACCUGUAAGUGACGUUUCUGCUGUCCCAUGUCCUAGAAUAGAUACUCAACAACUGGACCGCCAAAUUAAAGCAAUUAUGAAGGAAGUCAUUCCCUUUUUGAAGGAGCACAUGGAUGAAGUGUGUUCUUCUCAACUUCUCACUUCAGUAAGACGUAUGGUUUUGACCCUUACCCAACAAAAUGAUGAGAGCAAAGAGUUUGUCAAGUUCUUUCAUAAACAACUAGGAAGUAUAUUACAGGAUUCACUAGCAAAAUUUGCAGGCAGAAAACUGAAAGACUGUGGAGAAGAUCUUCUUGUAGAAAUAUCUGAAGUGCUGUUUAAUGAGUUGGCUUUCUUUAAGCUCAUGCAAGACUUGGAUAAUAAUAGUAUAGCUGUUAAACAGAGAUGCAAAAGGAAAAUUGAAGCAGCUGGAGUGAUACAGUCUUAUGCUAAAGAGGCCAAAAGGAUUCUUGAAGGCGAUCAUGGCUCACCUGCUGGAGAGAUUGAUGAUGAAGACAAAGACAAGGAUGAGACUGAAACAGUUAAACAGACUCAGAUUUCUGAGGCAUAUGAUGCCAAAGGUCCCAAAAAUGUAAGAUCUGAUGUUUCUGAUCAAGAGGAAGAUGAAGAAAGUGAAAGGUGUCCAGUGUCUAUUAAUCUGUCUAAAGCUGAAAGUCAGGCUCUAACUAAUUAUGGAAGUGGAGAAGAUGAAAAUGAGGAUGAAGAAAUGGAAGACUUUGAAGAGAGUCCUGUGGAUGUCCAGACUUCACUUCAGGCUAAUACUGAAACUACAGAAGAAAAUGAACACGACAGUCAGGUUCUACAACAUGAUCUUGAAAAAACACCAGAAAGCACAAGUGUACCAUCAGACCAAGAACCAACUAGUAAGAAUAACCAAGACAGCUCUCCUGUGAAGCCUUGUUAUCUCAAUAUCUUGGAAAAUGGACAACCCUUAAGUAGCACUGCCCAUAAGGACUCACUCACUAUCACUGAUUCAUCUAAACAGCCAGACCCUAUGCCAUUACCCUUAACUGCAAGCGAAGCCUUAGUGCCUAGAGUCAAAGAAGUGAAAUCUGCUCAGGAGACUCCCGAGAGCUCUCUGGCUGGAAGUCCUGAUACUGAAUCUCCCGUGUUAGUGAAUGACUAUGAAGCUGAAUCUGGUAACAUAAGCCAAAAGUCUGAUGAAGAAGACUUUGUGAAAGUCGAGGAUUUGCCGCUCAAACUGACAGUCUAUUCAGAGGCAGAGCUAAGGAAGAAAAUGGUAGAAGAAGAACAGAAAAACCAUUUAUCUGAUGAAAUAUGUGAAAUGCAGACUGAAGAAUUAGCUGGAAAUUCUCAGAUACUGAAAGAACCUGAAACAGUGGGAACCCAGAGUAAAUGAACUGUCUUCAGGGACUCAUCUAACUCUCUUACAUAGUCAGUGCAUAUAAAAAGACACUAAAUAAAGCUGGGUUUUGAUCUGUAUAAAAUGUAAAUUAGUUUGACAAUGCAUUUUUGAUGUGUAUGCUAAUCUCUGCCCAUGGCAGUUUAAAACAUCAGAAUCUGAAUCCUGGACAGAUUCAACUCUUGACACACAGUGGGAUUUUUCUUUUUAUUUUAUUAUUGCUAUCAUUAUUAUUAUUAUUAUUAUUAUUAUUUGUUAUGAUCUUGACCCCUGCCCUUCAUUGUGAUGUUUGGUAUGUUAACUUUAAAAUGUAGUUUUAAAUAAAGUUUGAACUUAUCUGUAAAGUACGCUUUUGGGAAAUUUUGUUGAAUUCUGUGCAGCAAAUUGCUGUUUUAUGUAACUUAACACUCUUCAGAAACAGCAGUGGCCAAGAAUUAGAGAAAUACAUUAUUUAAUCUGAAGCCCAGCCUUAGACCAGUCUUCUGAAUAAAGGCAGUGUUGCUGCUUUUGGGUCUGAUGUUCUUGUAGUCACCUCCAGGUCCUGUGUAAGAAUAACGUAGAUUUUAUAAAGGUAACCAGGAAUCUGUAGAGUAUUCAUAAAUAUGUCAAUCAUCUAGAUUGUGUACGAAGUUUAGAUGAUGUUAGAACAUCACAAAAUUAUCUAUUAGAUUAAUAUUUUCCAGAGUUGCAAAUCCUGUUCUAUGUUGCUUCAUUCUAAAAAUUAAUACAGAAGCUUUAUAUAAAUGUAGGGAGUAUUUCUGUACAGACAAGUAGCAUUCUAAUAAAAUGAAAAAACCAAACUCUUUUAAGUAGAAUAAAUAGAACUAAAUUUAUGUAACAGAACAUUAAUGCCUUUGGAUAAAUAUGCCUUUUGAGAUGAUAAUUUAAAACCAAAGCCUAAGAGUUGAUUUUGUGUGUCGUGAGAGAGAAGCAAGUUCAAGUGUCAAGAAAGUCCCUGUGAGUUCUUCAUCACUUAAUAAACCAACUUUAAAGAGU